AUGGCUGACUCCCUGUCUGGUGAUAUUGUGGGCUUCACACAGCUGUCCAGCAGCAGCACACCUUACCAGGUCGUGGACCUCCUCAACAAACUCUAUACGACGUUUGACGACAUCAUCGACAACUACGACGUCUACAAGGUGGAAACCAUCGGAGACGCCUACAUGGUGGUGUCCGGUGUUCCCAAGGAGAACGGGAUCCUCCACGCCUCCGAGAUCGCCAGCAUGGCUCUGGACCUGGUGGGCGUCUGUCGCACCUUCAGGAUCCCCCACAAGCCGAACACACAGCUGCAGAUACGAGCGGGGAUACACUCCGGUCCAGUGGUGGCGGGGGUUGUAGGGACGAAGAUGCCUCGUUACUGUCUUUUUGGAGACACAGUCAACACAGCAUCCAGGAUGGAGUCCACCAGUCUGGCGCUGAAGAUCCAGUGCAGCUCCAGUGUGUUUUACCUGCUGGAGGAGAUCGGCGGCUACGUGCUGAGGGAAAGGGGACAUGGUGACUUACUGGUUGGAGGGAAGAAGACGUCUCUGGCCUCCAAGGACGUCGGCGCCGACUCCAAGACAACCAAACACAUCCUCAUGGAGGCAGAGAGACGGAAGAAAGAGCAGGAGUUGUACUCCUCCAUACCGGUGUCUGAACAACGAUCUCCUCCUGGAUCCAGCCUGACCCCCAAAGAGUUUAUCAUUUGA
Messenger RNA from Micropterus salmoides (largemouth bass), 687 nucleotides. RefSeq names its product atrial natriuretic peptide receptor 1-like. The transcript is spliced from 6 exons. NCBI's taxonomy places the organism in Eukaryota, Metazoa, Chordata, Actinopteri, Centrarchiformes, Centrarchidae. Gene Ontology annotation, biological process: intracellular signal transduction; receptor guanylyl cyclase signaling pathway; cGMP biosynthetic process. Gene Ontology annotation, molecular function: peptide receptor activity; guanylate cyclase activity. The record is from RefSeq and is a predicted model, not a curated record. The coding region runs from base 1 to 687 and encodes 228 amino acids.